Molecule: messenger RNA, 1640 nt
Organism: Chaetomium strumarium
Lineage: Eukaryota; Fungi; Ascomycota; Sordariomycetes; Sordariales; Chaetomiaceae
Exons: 3
Coding region: 362-1273 (303 amino acids)
Source: RefSeq, a predicted model, not a curated record
CCGGUCACAAACCCCGAUCUGUGCUCAUGUUUGUCCGUUCCACCCGUCGAUACGAGGCACGACUGUGUGAAGCCUUGCGAUACAUAGUCGCGUCGUCCAUACAAGCACGGGAUCUGAAUUACCGGUUGCCCGCUUCGGUCCGCUCCUCGAUUGUCUAACGAGUCACGAUGCAAACCCUGUUACCUUUUCCCACAGAACUAUAAACUCAACUCGGGUGGCCGUGAUCCAGGGCGAAGUGAGCAGCCGGAUUUCAUCCAUACUGUCCUGUCAAACCAUCAACGGUUCACGCCCACACCCAAACCACCGCAUCUCUCAUCUACAUCAACAGUGCACCUCCUACUCGCCUCCGACAACAGACGCAAUGAUCCCUCGGACCAUCUGCCUUCUGGCCCUCCUCCUUCCCCUGGCCUCGGCCGAGGUUCUCGGCUCAUACACCAUCCCCACCUUCGCGCGGAACUGCACGGCGGACGCUUGCACCUACAGGUUGGCGCUCGAGGUCGCGUACAACAACAGCACCGAAGUCGACGCCACCGAGAACGACCAGACAAACUGCACCUUCACGGUCCGCGCCGUCUCGCCCCUGCUCGCGGCCAACAUCACCAACUUCAAGAACGUGACCUGCGACGAGGACGAACGGUACCGGUUCAACGGCGGCUUCAACGUCACGGGCGGGUUCCUGACCCUCGUGCCGACCGACACCGUCGCGGGCACGUAUGCCUUCUUUGGGUACUCGGACAGCGAGAUGGAAGCGGGCGAGGUUGGGCCGAGGACGGUGGAUGCGUACAGGGUUGGGACGUUCGGCGACGACGAGUGGGAUGAUGGCCAGCUGGGCUUUGCUGCUUCUGAUGGGAGGGAGGUGAAGGAGGUGGCAGUGAUGAAAAGGGGUGCUGGUGUUGUCGGAGCGGCAGAAGAGGACCCGGAAUCGUGGUGGGAGGUUCGCAGACUGACGCGCACUCCGGUUAUCCAGUCCAACACGACAAAGACCGAGAUGGUCGAAUUCUCCAUUGCGGACGUCGACGCUGGCACACAAACGAACUGCACGGUCAAUCUCCUCAACCAGGGCCUGACAGCCAGUUGGUAUGGGAAGCCCUGCGGGCUGGAUUUCCGUUGGAGCAUCUCGUGGGGAUACAACAGCGAUGCCGAUAGCGCUGUCAUGACGGUGUGCUACGUCUCUAACGGGACGGCCGCCUGGUUUGGAUAUGAGAAGAUCAGCAACACGACAAGUUUCGGGGACUCGGUGAAAGAGCCUGUUUGGAAGACCGGCUGUCGCUGAGGAGGCAGUUGGCCGUCGCCUAGUUUCGUACCUGGUUGGAGGACUCUUGUUGGGCUGUCGCGAUUCGGAGAUACUGUUAAAGUACCAUCCACAGAAGCCACUGGAAAUCGUGUUGUGCUUGACCGUUGUUAUGCGAUAUACUCCUCGAUUACGCAUAGACGCAGCAAUCACAACAGUCUACCUUGCUGGUACCCUCGCAACACCAGGUACAAAGGAUCCGUAUUGUGUUCUAAAUAACUGAUGGGUGUGAGACACAUUGAGAUUGGACUGGCGAUGGCCGCCGUGGCCGAGGAUCAAGACGGGCCAGGAAGAAUGAUGUUGACGGUGUUUGGAGGACUCGGAGUUCUAGAACGUCAACUCAAGCCCC